Schistosoma spindalis is the source of this 1958-nucleotide messenger RNA. NCBI's taxonomy places the organism in Eukaryota, Metazoa, Platyhelminthes, Trematoda, Strigeidida, Schistosomatidae. The record is from the annotation of a GenBank genome assembly.
AUGUUAUUUACUGAAUUUCAAUUGAAUACAUUAAAAAUUAUUCAUUCUUUAUAUCAACAACAACAACACCACCACCACUACCACCACUACCACCACCACCACCACCUCCACCACCUUCACAACAACAACAACAACAAUAGCCAUAGCAACAGUAAUCAUUAUAAUAAUACUACUAACCAUAGUAAUACUACUAAUACUUAUACUACUACUACUACUACUAAUACUACUACUACUAAUACUACUUAUAUUAGUAAUGAUAUUAUUAUUAAUACAACAUUUCAUAUCAAUAAUUCAUUUUAUGAUAUUUUAUAUAAAAUUAUUUUAUUUAUUAAAAUUAUUCUCUAUAGUUUAAUUAUAAUUUCAGCAUUAUUUGGUAAUGGAUUAGUAUUUAUAUCUUAUAUAAAAUAUAAACAAUUAAGAAUGAUACAUACAAAUAUAUUUAUAUUAUCAUUAUCUAUAGCGGAUUUUAUUGUAGCAUUAUUUGUUAUGCCAUUAAAUGCUAUCAUGUCAUUAUUAAAUUAUAAAUGGAUAUUUGGUAAAUUUUUAUGUAAUUUUUAUAAUGCUACUGAUGUAUUAUUUAGUACAAGUAGUAUAUUACAUUUAUGUUGUAUUUCAAUGGAACGUUAUAUCGCUAUAUUAUAUCCAUUAAAUUAUCAAAAAAAAAUGUCUAAAAAAUAUAUUAUUUUAUUAUUAUGUAUUAUAUGGACAUUAUCAUUUAUUAUAUCAUAUAUACCUAUAUUCAUGGAAUUACAUAAACCAUUAUAUUAUAAUAUAACGAAUAGAUCAUCAAUACAAAUGAAUAUAAGUAGUAUAUCUAUAAUAAAAGAAAAUAUUCAACAUGAUCAUGAUCCUGAUCAUGAUCCUGAUCAGGAUGCUAAUCAUGAGGAUUCAUUUAAAUGUAAUUUUAAUGUUAAUCCAUAUUAUGCUAUUAUAUCAUCAUCUAUAUCAUUUUGGAUACCAUCUAUUAUAAUGAUAUUAGUUUAUAUACGUAUAUUUAUUGAAGCUAGAAAACAAGAAAGAAAAAUUGCUCAAUUAUAUACACCCUAUAUAUCACAAAUAAAUAAUACAAUUGUAAUGCAACAAAUCAAUCAUCCUAAUCAUAAUCAUAAUCAUAAUAAAAUCAAUUCAAUUCCAAUUAUUAAUCGUACAAUGAAUCGAUCAUCAAUCUCCUCUUCCGCCUCCUCCUCCUCCUCCUCCUCCUCCACUUCCCCUUCCUCUCCCUCUUCGUUAUCCUUAUCAUCAAAAUUACAUCAUUUAAAUGAACAAUAUCAAUCUCAUAUUAAAAUACAUUAUGAAAAUAAAGCAGCACAUACACUUGGUAUUGUAAUGGGUGCAUUUUUAUUAUGUUGGUUACCAUUUUUUUUAUGGUAUACCAUAACUAAUUUAUGUAAACAAUGUCAAUAUCCAAAUGAAUUACAAGAGAUAUUAUAUUGGAUUGGUUAUUUUAAUUCAUCUAUUAAUCCUAUUAUAUAUGCAUAUUAUAAUCGUACAUUUAGACAAGCAUUUAUAAAAAUUAUUGAAUUAUAUAAAGGGAAUAUAAAUAAUUAUGAAUUACCACAGCAACAACUACCACAGCAACAACUACCACAACAACAACAACAAUCAAUGGAUCAUUAUAAUAAAUUACCAAUAACACGAAGAUAUAAAUAUGAUCCUGUCCAUGAAUUAAUGAAUACAAGAGGGGGGAAUUAAUCAUGAUAGUGAAUUACAUCAUAUCAAAACGGUGAUAUGUACUACUGAUAUCGAUCAAUAUAAGUAGUAUAUAUGUAUAUAUCAUCAAUAGAAAAUGAAAUGUUCAAUAACAUAAGAUGAAGAUGAUCAAAGAAAAAAAAAGAUUACUAUGCAAACAAAUAGAACAAUAAAAUCCAAGAGGAUGGAUUAAUAUUUGAACUGUAUGAUCCUGAGAUUUUAUCAAGAAAUUAUGUAAUUUUAUAUUCAAGUAUAUUCGAUGAAGCUAA